This is a messenger RNA of Callorhinus ursinus (northern fur seal), 4027 nucleotides long. It is a transcript of the gene TSLIG2, whose product is annotated as chromosome unknown C2orf49 homolog. The record is from RefSeq and is a predicted model, not a curated record. NCBI's taxonomy places the organism in Eukaryota, Metazoa, Chordata, Mammalia, Carnivora, Otariidae. Gene Ontology annotation, biological process: embryonic morphogenesis. Gene Ontology annotation, cellular component: tRNA-splicing ligase complex.
UCUGCAGACGUCCCUUCCACUUCUUUAGGCCACGGGAGUCUUCCCUCAGCAAGAUCUAUUCCAGCAUCCCGGCAAGCCACCAGAGGCGGAAGGGGACGCGCGGCGCAACAGGAGUGACGACACACUUAAGGCUCCGCCCGCACGUCACUUCCGGGACGCUUCCUUCGUGGAGCCUUGUGGGUAGCCGGCCGGGGUCUCCUGGCGACGACGAUGGCGGGGGAUGUGGGCGGUCGCAGCUGCACGGAUUCGGAGCUGCUGCUGCACCCGGAGCUGCUGUCCCAGGAGUUCCUUCUCCUCACCUUGGAGCAGAAGAACAUAGCUGUUGAAAGUGACAUAAGAAUAAACAAAGACAAUCUCACUGAUCUUUAUGUUCAGCACGCAAUACCGUUGCCUCAAAGAGAUUUGCCAAAGAAUAGGUGGGGGAAAAUGAUGGAAAAGAAAAGAGAGCAACAUGAGAUGAAAAAUGAGACUAAAAGGACUAGCACUGUAGAUGGGUUAAGAAAAAGACCCCUCAUUGUGUUUGAUGGAAGUUCAACAAGUACAAGCAUCAAAGUGAGAAAGACAGAGAAUGGAGAUAAUGACCGACUCAGGCCUCCCCCUCAGGCAAGCUUUACCAGUAAUGCCUUUCGAAAAUUGUCAAAUUCCUCUUCAAGUGUUUCACCCCUAAUUUUGUCUUCCAAUUUGCCUAUGAACAAUAAAAUGGAACACAAUAAUAAUGACACUAAACAGAACCAUGACUUAACGCAUAGGAAAAGUCCUUUGGGUCCUGUGAAGUCCCCACCUUUGUCCCCUGUUGGAGCUACUCCCGUGAAGUUAAAGCGAGCGGCCCCUAAAGAAGAAGCUGAGGCUGUGAAUAACCUGAAGCCCCCAGAAGCAAAGAGGAAGAUACAACAUGUUACAUGGCCCUGAAGGAAAGUUUCCAAAAAUGUAAAUAUAACUGUAACUGUAGUUUUUCAAGCAAGUUCACAUAUAUUGACAGUAUUUACAGAGAUCCUGAUUAUUGUGGAAUUUUCUUAAGAGGUUUAAAAUUAGGUUUAAAAAAAUAGUCUUUCCUUUCCCCUUCCUCCCUUCCUCUUUUUUUUUUUUUUUUAAUUUUUGCCUUUUGUGCCCUUUUUAGGAAAGGAUUUCUUUUUAAACAGAUGACUUAGUAUAAGUCAUUUAUAUUGAUCCUAGUCAAUCAUUAGCUGCAAGUCUGAUAUAAAGCAUCUGAUGAAUUUUAGGAAUUAUUUUCAUUACUCUGUUUCAGUGUUUGGGGAAAUUUGAGAUUUUGUUUAAACUCAAAAUAUUUUAGAAGUUCACAAUUUUUAUUUCUUUUCCCUAGCAAAAGAAUUUAACAGUUUAUCCCAAUAUUUUAGUAAAUACUGCCAAACUCCUCAAGGUUCACCAAGAAAAGCAUAUUUGUAGUGCUGCCAAUAAACUGUUCAGAAUAUACAGAUGAAAUUGCUGUUCUUUAAGUGCUUACAUUGCUUAUUCCCAUAAAAAUCAAAAGGGAAAUCAGUGCUUGCUGUUGCUCCUUCCCUUGAAGUCAUAGGAGAAUUGGUCUAUUAGGAAUUGACUGGUCAGUCUCACAGCUGGUCCACCCUUUAAGAUGUCCUUGUCAUGCAGCAGUCCUCACUACUCUUUUCAUGAGCAGUCUGUGAUCCCACUCUGGGAGCUCAGGUGUCACUCCUUCCUAGGAGCUUCAUCCUUUCAAAAAGAAACCAACUUUAAAAUCUUGAGGUGAGGUAGUCAUGUCUGAGGUGGUACCUGAUGGCAGAAGGUUUAGAGAACAGGAGGAGGGGGAUGGAAUUCCAGCACUUCAGAGAGUCCAGGAGGGAUAGCGGUGGGGAGAGAGGAAGCUUAGCAUGAUCUGGAGUAGGCAGAAGAGACGAUGGCCGAAGCCAGCAGUCACUGCAGAAUGACCGCGUAGGAGACGAAUACCAGCCAGACGGGGCUCCCUGCUGGGGUAACAGGCAGCUUCCCACAGGGCUGCCACACACACAUUACCCACUGCGGUCUUGGGUUAAAGCAGUGAUAUCAUCCCAGUCGUGUGAUGGAAGUCAGUGGGAACAUAGGAUAUACCUUAUAGCCACACGUCCUCCUGUCCACUUUUUUGCCUUGUAUUUCUAAGUGCAAAGGAUACUUUAUACUUUUUUCCUUAUAUGACUGAUCUUCAAAUUGGGGUUCGCCUUUUCAUUAACUUUUUACAGCAGUCUCAUGAUUCUUUUGAUUUGUUAAAACAAGUAUUUUAGUUCAGCUAUUAAAUAGCCUUACAAAAAAUUCAUUCAGCCUGUCAGGUAAGUACUGUACUAAAACUUGAACCCUACAGUUUUUACCCAUUCUGCCUUUAUCCAGACUAUAAAUCUGUACAGAUAAGACAAAAUUGAUACAUACUCUGUGUUGCAUAAAUUACUCAUGUUCUGCCAGAUGAGUGAAUAUGUAGUUAUCUGCAGUGCUGAUAUGUGUGAUAUUACUGAAGGACAACUGUAACCCUCUACAGAACUGUAUAUUAAGGAAGAUUUUAAAAGUACAGAUUUUAGGGUAGGAUGACAAAUUAUAUUUGAUAAUUCGGUUGUCCCUUCUGCUUUCAUCUGCAUUUCUCUCUUAGUUAAGAGAGAGUUAGCCAUUUGACAGUUUCACGUCAGUGGAAACUUAUUUUUAGUUACUCAAUAAAAUUAAUUUUUAAUUUGUAUAUUUAACUUACAGAGUAGGUUGGUAAUAACAGCUGAACUGUGUAACAUUGUUGCUUCAAAUUGAAGUUUAUAUUAUGAACAUUCAGAAUCAAUGCUAAUAGAGCAGCAUAUUCUUGAGCUAUUUUGCGUUUGAAAUGUGGAGAAGUGCUAAACCACGUACUGUGUAGUACGUAAUACCGACAUCUUAGAGCGCUGUGCCUUCUCCAGGUGUAUAGAUAGAGCUUGUCUUGAAAUGUCUUCCUCCACUUGAUGAAGCCUCCCGAAUGAUGGGACUCUGAAGCAGAAGUGUCGGGAAUCUUAGGUUUUGAAGGGUUGCUGUGGUGUGCUUUGAAGUUUAGAAGGACUCGAUUUGAAUGGCAAACAGCUUUGGAAUACCCUCAACUCACUAGCAUGGGUUAAUGUUGUUGCUACUGAUUUCAUAUUCCAACAGAGCCACCUUUUUUUAUUAUCUCGGUAGGCAACUGAAUGGUCAAGUCAGUGAGUGAGUGGCUUCUGAGGUGUAGUUACAGGCACUUUACUACUUCCUGCCAUUGGCAGGUGGUCUUGUUCUUUUCUUUCCCUUCUUCUUCGUCCCCCGUUUUCUUUUUUCUUACUCCCUUCUCCCAUAUUUUGACUUUCUUUGCUUCUAUUCUCCAUCCUCCUUUCUGCAGACACUAAGCAUCAGGCUUAGGUUUGUACAUCCUAAUGCUUGGCCCUAUGCAUUCAUUGAGGAGUGAAGACAGGAUGACCCCGGGUCCUCUUACAUUUGAGGGAUCAUAGACUGCUGUGUGAAUUCUGGAAAUCUCAAGCCCCUGCAGCACCAGGGGCCCUAAAUUGCUUCCCAGUGGCUGUAAAGGCAGUACAGUUUACCAAAAUAGCUUUAUUAAUCUCGACAGCUACCAGGCACUUUGGAAAGUUGGUUCAACUACUACUAUGGGGCCAUAAUAUUUUUGCUAGUAUUAAAAUUCUUCAGAAUUGUAAUUAUUAUUUGAAAUAAUAUUUUGGUUGACUUAAGUUUUGAGCGAGGAUUCUAAAACUGGUCUGGAGACUCACUCAAUAGCAAUGACCUUUUUAAAAACUUACAUUAAGUAAAACUGCCAGUAGAUUAAAUCAUAUGUAUCUAAGAGCUUCCUCUAUUUACUACUGUGCCACUUCAGUAAUUUUUAGAGGCUACAAAAUGGUCAAAAUGUUUUUAAGUGUGCUCUUUUAUUAAAUGCUUGUGCAGGUUUUGUAAUUCAGUACAGAAAGUUUAACCUUGUAAUGUACAUUUUUGUAUGUAAAAGAUCUUUUAAGUAGCCUUAGCCUUAUUUAAAUAAACUGAAUAAAAUUAUUGAGUAGAUCUGUCAUUCAUAAAAAAAUAAAAUGGAAAAACAUUC